AUGAAUAGCGACACCUCUCCCUUCGAUCCAUUCGAGUCGAUACGACACAUUCCCCAGUACUACAAUAACGCCGACUCCCACAACUCGGCUCUGAGUCUCAUACUCACUCUUCGUCCAGAAUGGCGAGAGUCCAAGGACACGAUUGAGUUUGUGCGGUUUACGGACGGCAUCACGAACACGCUCUUGAAAGCAGUCAACAAGCUCCCCGGGCUCACGCAGACCGAGCUGGACAACGAAGCGGUGCUCCUCCGCGCAUACGGAAAGGGCACUGACGUUCUGAUCGACCGCAAGAAGGAAACGUCGUCCCACUGCCUCCUCGCCCGCCACGGCCUCGCCCCUUCCCUCCUCGCACGAUUCGAAAACGGUCUCCUGUACAAAUUCAUACAAGGCAGCGUGUGUGCGCCCGCCGACCUACGGCGGCCCGAAAUAUGGCGAGGGGUAGCGUCCAGGCUGGGAGAAUGGCACGCAACACUACCAAUAUCAAGCAUCAGCAGCACAUGUCCCGCACCCACACAAAUUGCUCCUGCAAACAAACGUGCCUCUCUGGUCGCCAUGGCAGAACUGACGCCAGGAAAGCCCAUCCCCAACGUGUGGACCACGAUGCAGAAAUGGAUCCUCGCGCUGCCCACAAGCACCACUGCACAAGUCGAGCGCCGAGACCUGCUGCAGCGAGAGCUCGAGUGGCUGGUGAAGCUGCUGGGAGACUCGCCUGGCGUCGGCGGUGAGAAGCAGUUCGUCUUCGCCCAUUGCGACCUCCUGAGCGGCAAUGUCAUUAUUGAGCCCGCGCCCUCGUCCGCUUCGGCGUCCCGCCGCUCCAGCGCGUCAAGCGGUUCCGAUGAGUCUGAACCGACAGAAACCGUUCACUUUAUUGACUACGAGUAUGCGACGCCCGCGCCCGCGUCCUUUGACAUUGCCAACCACUUCGCCGAGUGGGGCGGCUUUGACUGCGACUUCACCGUCCUCCCAACGCGCCACGUCCGCCGGGCAUUCCUUCGCGAGUACCUCCGGAGCUACAACCUGCAUCUGAACCGCGCGCACAAGGAGUCUGAGCUGGACGACUUGUUCGACCAGAUCGACAAGUUUCGGGGCGUGCCUGGCUUUUACUGGGGUAUCUGGGCGCUGAUCCAGGCGCAGAUCUCGCUCAUUGACUUCGACUAUGCAAGCUACGCGGAGAUCAGGUUAGGCGAAUACUGGGCCUGGAAGAGGGAGAUGAACGGCGAGAGGCAGAGGGCCGGCGAGGAGAUGCCUGUGCGAGAGAGGAGGUGGGCGCAAGAUGUGUGA
Messenger RNA from Trematosphaeria pertusa, 1281 nucleotides. Its product is annotated as kinase-like protein. The record is from RefSeq and is a predicted model, not a curated record. The transcript has 3 exons. Gene Ontology annotation, biological process: phosphatidylethanolamine biosynthetic process; phosphatidylcholine biosynthetic process. Bases 1 to 1281 code for a protein of 426 amino acids. Gene Ontology annotation, cellular component: cytoplasm. Gene Ontology annotation, molecular function: ethanolamine kinase activity; choline kinase activity. NCBI's taxonomy places the organism in Eukaryota, Fungi, Ascomycota, Dothideomycetes, Pleosporales, Trematosphaeriaceae.